AAAAACAGCGGAAGCUAAAAGUAGUUUCCUUGACAGCAACAUACGCGGUAUAUCCAGAUCCGCCCCGCUUUCUUCACUUCAGCUGUUUUUUGGAGAACCUCUUCAUGUCCUGAGCUCCUCUGAAUUUACCGUCCGUGUACUCGCCGGCUUAUUUCUGUCCAGCGACUUCUCUGAGCGGAAAGGUCCUCAGCGGGAAGUUUGAAAUGUGUUCUCCGAGACCAGCUUUGACCGUAGAACUGCUCCACUGAGGCGUGAACUCAUGCGCUGCUGUCCGCAUGUUGUCUCCGGCUCCCUCUGACCCAGCUGCUCUCAGUCCGGGUGGCUCAUCCUGCUGCUCGGAUACCGGGGACGUUUUAAUCCGCUCCACCCGCAUUGUCCUCCCGGACCGCCGGCAGGAAGACAGCGAGACGCCCCGACCCGUUCAGAUAACAGUCCAAAAGCUGCGGGACCCUCAGCCCAACAGGGCCAGGGGGAAACAGGGGCUACAGAAACCCAGACCCCAGCCGGAGGUUGUUGGCCCUGAGCGGACAGGAGGCGAUUCCCACACCGGUCAGGAGCUUCUGACGUCAUGCUACAAGGCUGGAGGGCGGGGAGUUGUGCUGGGAGCUCUGAGACAACGCUGUCACAGCACCCACCACAAGAGGGAGGUCAGUGUACAGCUGCUGGAACCCAGGCCCAGUCCGAACGCACCAAGCCAUCAGGAGACUCCUGAUCGGAGCGCUGACGAUGCGGCGGGUGUGUCUUCAGACCGAGGCCUUCAGACCCAGGGGUCGUCUAGCUGUCUGGGAGACCUCAGCAAAACAGCCGCUGCUGCUGCCACUGCCGCUGCAACUGCAGCCGUGGCUGCGGCCGCUCCUCUUCUCAAGGCCCAAUCGGACAUAGAAGCUCGAAUGUCUCAGUUGUCUGACGGCAUCCAGAAGGUGCUGCAUACCAACAGGGAGGGUGACAGCAGGGGGCGGAGCCUGAGUCAACAGACCCUGCAUCACCUGGAGACAUUGCAGAGCCAGCAGCUGCAGCUGCAGAGCCAGCUGCUGGAAUCAGCCAUCAGGAUCGUGAGGGGUCAUGAUUCUGUAACUUCAGAUUCCAAAGAUGCAGCAAAAAUGAGGGACCAGAAGCCAAGCUCAUCAGGAAGUGGAGGGCCUGCCAUUACACCUGCUGCCGUGCAGAUGGAUGCGGUUACCAUGGAAACACGCCACAGUCACUCCAGGACAGAGCAACCCAGAGGCAACAUUUAUCUCCAGGACCGUCUGGCUGAUCAUAUGACUGAAAACAUUCACCCUCAGUCUUUGGCACAUCACACUCAGGAAGCGGUGAGGAGAGCCGGUGAUAUGCUAAAGCAGAUGGAGCGUCUGAAGACAGAGAUAAAGAUGCUGCUGACCCAGCAAAAAGAUACUCCAGAAUUCCCCUUGCCUUCUCCAGACUACCCCCGGAUCCAACAAAGCCAGCCUGAGCCCCAACAGAGAAAAUCCAAGCAAAAGCACGUUUACUUGUCAAACUCCGAUCCAAGUCAUCCCCGUCCGUCCAGUCUGCAACAAACCGAUUCCCAAAACACCCACCCCCAGUUUGAGGUGUCCCCCGUCCAACACAAAGAGUCACGUGAGAACAUGCAGUUCCAACAUAAUCAUCCCCGUUCCCAGAAUCCAAGGCCCAUUCAAGCAUCAUCCCAAGCUGGACCCUUAUCAACUCAUCACAGUCACUCUCAGGAAGUCCGUGGUCAGUCUAGGCAGUGGCCUCGAGCCAAUUCCUCUAUGCUGGAAGAGGCGGGUCAGGUUCUCCGUCAGGCCCGGAGACGGAAGAAACUUCUAGAGGACAACCUGGAAGCUCUACUGAAAGCCAAGACUGGAGAAAUCCUGCACUGCCAGCUGGAGGCCCUGGCUGCUAACAGAGACCUAUCUGAAGACGUGCGGAUAAAGAAGACAGUGGAUGCCUGGAUCAACACGUUAACCAGAGACGUUCAGCAGGAUCAUCCUCGACCUCUUCAGGGUGAGAAACCUGCAGGAAAGGCCACUCUGGGCAGAGGAGCAAAUGCAGUGAAGUCACGACCAAGAUCUCCAGGUAGAGGGAAGCCAACGAUCAUCCCCAAAGGAGUGAUUAAUAAGCCAGUAAUGGGAAGAGGAAGCAGAGGCCAAGUUUCUGGACACAAAAUGGAGCCAGAGCCUGGUAGAGUCUCAGGUAACCUGAUGGGCAGCCAGCAGGAGGACAUGGACGGAGAGCAGUAUCUGACUCGUCUGUAUGGCAAACUCCCUUAUGAAGGUCAGAGACGAACCCUGAAGAGGAGCCCAUACCCUCGGUUCAGCUCUCCGGUGUCCCCUCUUGGCAGGAAGCAACGCCCCCGAUUGGUGGAAAGCAUCAGAGGUGUAAGGCUGAAGUCCUGUAAGACUCAGACCAGCUUCACUCCUCUCCCCAGUUUGUCAGCUGGACAACUUUCCCAACACUACGCCUUGGGCCCCUCCGACCUAUCCUUCCAUGAGUCUGUUCAACCUACAGCGAAUCGCGCCAAGAGUCCCACUGCUGCCAUGGCUAUUCCUCUGCGUCUUCCCAGGAUGGACUGCUCCUCCAGGGGUGAGCGGGCUCAGGACAGGGCAUCAGUACUUCCUGCCUCUCUGUCAGCCAGUGAGGUGGAUAUGAACGACAGAGCCAAUGAUCAACAGAAGCAGCUGGUUACAGAAAAGCCCCCAUCUUCUCCAUCACGUGUCAUCAAGAUCAUAGCAGCAGAACCUCUGAAAGAAAAUGAGGACGAAGAAAACACCUUCCCUGGAAAUAACUUUCUUUCAGUCACUGAUGUACACCAGGAGGAGAAAAGUGAGGUGGGAGAGGAGGCCGUGGUGUUAGAGGGAAGCCCGUCCCCAGCUCCAGUGCAGUACCACAGUCCAGCCUUUCCACCUGAAGUCCCCUCCUCCCGCUGUGACGACAUAGUGAAUCCUGGGAUGGCCCGCAGCCAGCCUCACGACAUGCUGGAGAACCGGCUGGUGGAAUGGGUGGAGCAGCAGUUGAUGUCCAGGAUGAUUGCUGACAUGUAUCGCCCACCUCUGUCUGACCCCGCCCAGAAUGAGUCUACCGACCAAUCAGAGCUCGAGGAGCGAAGCCUAACAUCAGAUAUUGUGGAAACAGCAGGAGGUGGAGGUCUGCAGCUCUUCGUAGACUCCAACGUGUCUGUGGACUCAGCAUUAAUUAGGCAGUUGGUUAAUGAAGUUCUAACCGAAACCGUGGCCCAGAUGCUGUGCCGGACGAAUGCAACAGAUCCAGCUCCAGAACCAGGACUGGAAGAACCAAAAUCAGAACCGGGUGAAGAUAAGGAGCAGGAAAAUCUGGCUCCACUGGUUCCCACUCCAGCACAGACACCACAGCCCGGCGUGGCCCAGCUCAGCAGAGAGACCACACCAGCAGCCACUCCGCCUCCAUCCAAACCAUCCAGCCCAGUUACUCAGGGAUCUCCUCAGCCAAUCACAGCACCAGAACCUGUAGCCACGCCGACCACCACACCGGAGCCCCAUGGUCCUGAAGAAAGCCCCCCAGGGGUUCAUCAAGCUCCGCCUCCACCCAUAUACGGGGACCCUGAACUUCCACUGGAUGAGGAAAACUCAGAGGAACAGCUGGAGUCACAGAAACAUCCUCUGGUGAUGUCCACAGAAAAGGAGGAGCCUCCUGUCAGCAGCCCUCCUCUUCCUCCUCCUGCUCAACCCGAGCCUCCUCUGGCACGACCCGAUCCUGCUCUCCCUCCCAGCCUUUCAGAAGCCACUAGCUCCAGCAGCAGCAGCAUCAGCAGCAGCCCCAGCCGCAGCAGCACCGUAACAGCGGAGACUGAAGGUGCACUGAAACACAUCUCAGAGGGAGAGCUGCUCAUCCCUGUCAACCAGCUGGCCCCUCUGACAGAAGAGGAGGGUGUCUAUAGCUUCUCCAGCUCUCUCCAUGAGGUGGAAGACAUGACCUUUGACUCCUCCACCGUCGAACAGGUUGGAGGUCGUGACCUUCUGUUGACCCUGCUGACCAAGAUGAAUCAAGGAGUUUCUCACGGAGGACAGAGGCCACAGCCUGAGGGCUCCUGGGGGAGAGAGGAGUUGGAGGACGAGGUGAGCGUGGGGGAGGUGGGAGACUAUGGGCACGCUAAACCUCAAGGCCAGAACAAAAAUCUGAGUCGACAGGAUGAAAUCUCGGCCUGUGGACGAACCAGUCAGCCUGCAGAAGUUGGACAGCAGGACAAACAGAAUAUGCAGGAAGGAGACGGGAAUACAGCCGUUUAUCUGCCCAUCUUUAGAGCCCAGGGCGACAGAAACGAGGAGGACGUCAAGGAGACCGGCGAGUCAGUGAAUGCAAACACAGACUCUUCCACCAGUGAUUUCUUCUGAUCAAAGAUGCUGCAGAUUCCCUUUUUUUUACUUAUGAUAGUUGGAAACAUUCCCUGUGACCUUCAACUUUUGUAAUUUUCAGUGGUUGACCUUUAAAUUUCCACAUGACCAUUCAGAUUAAAAAUGACAAAUUUUAAUCCUAAUGCA
This is a messenger RNA of Fundulus heteroclitus (mummichog), 4493 nucleotides long. RefSeq names its product KIAA0586 ortholog. Gene Ontology annotation, cellular component: ciliary basal body; centriole. The transcript is spliced from 25 exons. The record is from RefSeq and is a predicted model, not a curated record. Lineage: Eukaryota; Metazoa; Chordata; Actinopteri; Cyprinodontiformes; Fundulidae. The coding region runs from base 276 to 4346 and encodes 1356 amino acids. Gene Ontology annotation, biological process: smoothened signaling pathway.